AUGCCCACAACCUUAACCUCCCCAUACUCACCCAAAACUCUCAAACACCCAAGAUCUCUCUCAAGAUCGGUUAACUACCUAUUCAAAGAACAAAGACUGAUCUUUAUCCUGGUGGGUUUUCUCAUUGGCUCCACAUUCUUCAUCAUCCAACCAUCUCUGUCCCCGCUAAUCCCUUCUGAACCCCAUUCUUCAAUACCCAGAUUUUUUCCAGUCAUCAGUCAUGAAUCUAUGUCAGACCCAUUUCGUGGUGUGAGCAAUUUUGGGGUUGGGAAGGCGGCUGGAAGGCUUCCGGUGGGCAUUGGACGAAGAAGGUUGAGAAUAGUGGUUACUGGUGGAGCUGGAUUUGUUGGGAGCCAUUUGGUUGAUAAGCUAAUUGCCAGAGGGGAUGAUGUGAUCGUCAUUGAUAAUUUCUUUACUGGAAGGAAAGAAAAUGUGAUGCACCAUUUUAGGAAUCCGAGGUUCGAGCUUAUUAGACAUGAUGUUGUUGAACCCAUUUUGUUAGAGGUGGAUCAGAUCUAUCACUUGGCUUGCCCGGCUUCGCCAGUUCAUUAUAAGUACAACCCGGUGAAAACUAUCAAGACCAAUGUGGUAGGCACACUUAACAUGUUGGGACUAGCAAAGCGAAUUGGUGCGAGGUUCUUGCUCACAAGUACAAGUGAGGUUUACGGUGAUCCACUGGAACAUCCGCAAAAGGAGUCAUAUUGGGGAAAUGUGAAUCCAAUUGGUGUGAGAAGCUGCUAUGAUGAAGGGAAAAGAACAGCUGAAACCUUGACAAUGGAUUAUCAUCGCGGGGCAGAGGUUGAGGUACGUAUUGCUCGUAUUUUCAAUACAUAUGGGCCUCGCAUGUGUCUAGAUGAUGGACGUGUUGUCAGUAACUUUGUUGCACAGGCUAUUCGCAAGCAACCACUGACUGUUUAUGGUGAUGGACAGCAAACUCGAAGCUUCCAAUUUGUCUCUGACUUGGUUGAUGGGCUGGUGGCACUGAUGGAAAAUGAGCAUGUUGGGCCUUUCAACUUGGGCAAUCCAGGAGAGUUCACCAUGUUAGAGCUUGCCGAGGUUGUCAAAGAAACAAUUGAUCCUAGUGCAGCGAUAGAAUUUAGACCGAACACUGC
Molecule: messenger RNA, 1112 nt
Organism: Ilex paraguariensis (yerba mate)
Lineage: Eukaryota; Viridiplantae; Streptophyta; Magnoliopsida; Aquifoliales; Aquifoliaceae
Source: the annotation of a GenBank genome assembly